AUGACAGAUUACAGGCGGAAACAGUACAUCAAAACCAAGAGCCUCAGAAGGUCAAAUAGGCUACGAGGUGUAGAGGAGGAUGAUGCAAAUGGACUCAGAAUGAGCAAAAAGAAAAUCAUAGCUGAGAUGACAAGUUAUAGAUCGGCGCUUGUGAAUUGGUUGAAAAAGGAUGCUGGAUUUGUUGAGGAAAGCAUUGAAGAUUUGCUUGACAGGUCAUUGAAACAUGACCUGAACCUUUCAUGUAAAAAUCUUUCACCUCAGCUUGAAGAUGAAGUCAGAGAGAGACGGGGAUUUGAUGUGCCAGAGUUCAUGCGACUGCUACAAGAGUUCAUGGAAAGCCAAAUGCUGAGCCGAGUGGAUGCCGAAAAUCAAAGAAAAGUGGAGGUGGAGAGAUUGACAACACAAUUUAACAACGACAUGUUGGAGAUGCACCGAAGGCACUCCUCACAAAGAGUGUUUGAGGAGGAAGCUCGUGCGCAAGCAGUUCAACGUUUCAUCAAGGGCUACAAAACAAACAAAAAUGCUUUUGCUGCACAUGCCCGAAACUUUGAGUCGGGCAAAGAGGUAGGUCCAGGUGGUGGUCCUUCACUCACAAAAGCUUCAGACCUAUCCCCUUCUUUAGAAACUACAAAAUACGAGGAACGUAACUCAAAAAAAGACAUAGUUGCUGCUUCUGAGUCAUCUAGCGAAGAAAAUACGCACUCUUUUCACGCCCCAGCAUUUGAGGCUAGUCUCUUUGACGCUGUUUUUGAGAAAAAGGAGGUAAGUCCUGCUGCUUAUUCUUUGCUCGAAGAUAGGACAGACACACGCACUUCCUCAAGCUCCACAAGCCAAGAGGUUAUUGUAACAUCAACGAACUAUGUGAAAGCCGUCCCCGAGGUCAGUGAAGCAAGUCUUGAUUUAGUGGACUUAUUAAGGCUUUCAAAUCACGCCGAUGCCAAUUUUGAAAGGGCGCCAACAUCAACAUCAAUGUCAAUCGAAGAUUCCCAUGAAACCGAAGACGUAACUGACCACAGAAGUUUACCUAGUGGAGAAGAUGUACAAGUCAAGAACACCGAAAUUGUGGCCGAGAAUGUAAACAAUAUCUCACCUGUUCAAGUACACUCAGUGCGUGGUAAAGCGAAUGAUGGGAAUGGUAAUUUUUUAUCAUCAUCUGGGUGGACAUCCUUAUUUGUGGCUCUGAAACAAUCAAAGGAGAACGAAAAUGGAUGUACUCCGGUUUUUAAUCAACGUUCGGAUGCCCAACAUGAUCCCGAUCAAUUUUGUGGCUCUAUGUUGAAUCCAAUAAAUGAACCUAUUGACGUACCGGCAGUUGCUAACAAAACCGUGCAUCAGUUUCACCAACCCACUACUACCUCCACGUUCUCAAAAUACGCUACUAACAGAAAGCAACAAAAUGCGUUGCAAUCUUUAGCUGAUCUAUUUAAGUCUAAGGACACUACCUUUGACGAGUGGAAUACAAAUUUGCAGACAAGAAGUGGCUCGGAUGUACCACACAAAGACAUUGCAAAAUUGAAGAAUCGAAGAGGUCUAAGAAAGCUUUUUUCGUAUGAUUGUGAAAUGUCAAGCAGUAGUAGUGAAAGUGAUGACGCGAGUGACAAUGAUAAUAACAGUGAUCUUGAUGAUGUGAGCGAUGAGCUGGUGAGUAGCGGUAGCGACGAUGACGAGGGAGUUGUUGGUGAUGGUAGUGAUGAUAAUGAAUCAGUUGCUAGUAAUAGUGAGCCGGAACACUCCAUAUAG
This is a messenger RNA of Lodderomyces parapsilosis, 1740 nucleotides long. RefSeq lists its product as uncharacterized. The record is from RefSeq and is a predicted model, not a curated record. The coding region runs from base 1 to 1740 and encodes 579 amino acids. Lineage: Eukaryota; Fungi; Ascomycota; Pichiomycetes; Serinales; Debaryomycetaceae. The transcript has a single exon.